AUGUCUAUCGAAAAAUAGUAGAAUAUUUAAUAAACAGAGAUAUUGUUAGUUGAGAUUUCAAAUAAGAAAGUAUGUCAGUUAGAUAAAAGAAUUAUAUAAGUUAGCAACUUGAUUUAGUAAUAAAUUAAUGAUAAUCCAAAUGAGGUUAUACACUUAGAAUUAUUAACUGAAGAUUAAAAAGAGUUUGUGCAACAUUAUUUGGAUAUGCAUAAUUAUGAUCUAACUGAUUCAAAAGUUAAAUAGCAUAUUUAAUCCUCUAUAUUAUCAGAUAAUUUUGUUAAUGCGUUAGAUGUAUAAUUAUUUGAAAACAUGUCAGUUUUAGAAAUAUCUCAAGUAUUAAAAGCAGCUGCAUAUUUACAAAUAGAUUAACUCAUACAAUUAUGUAAUGUAGCUUUAGCUACAAAAAUAUACUUACCAUAUGAUGAAACUUCUCUGCAAGCAAUCAAAGAAUCUCAAAACUUAGGAGAGUUAAAUGAAGAAGAUAUCAUAGCAAUGAAAGAGAAAUAUCCAUGUGCCUUUUCUAACUAUGAAUGCACUAACAAUACAAAUGAAUAUACAUCCAUAAAUUAAAAUUAGCAAUAAUAAGAUAAUUUAUGA
Messenger RNA from Tetrahymena thermophila SB210, 597 nucleotides. RefSeq lists its product as hypothetical. The transcript has a single exon. NCBI's taxonomy places the organism in Eukaryota, Ciliophora, Oligohymenophorea, Hymenostomatida, Tetrahymenidae. The record is from RefSeq and is a predicted model, not a curated record.